Molecule: messenger RNA, 4022 nt
Organism: Cavia porcellus (domestic guinea pig)
Lineage: Eukaryota; Metazoa; Chordata; Mammalia; Rodentia; Caviidae
Product: protein dispatched homolog 1-like
Biological process (GO): smoothened signaling pathway
Cellular component (GO): membrane
Molecular function (GO): peptide transmembrane transporter activity
Source: RefSeq, a predicted model, not a curated record
AUGAGGAGGCAUGGCCCGGGCACGGUGGCACGGGACAGUGUGGGGUGCAUCGAGUGCUACGCGGCCCUGCUAGCCGACUGGCCGGUGGUAAUCCCGGGCCUGUGAACGCUGUUCAUCGUGGUCUGCGCCCUGGUGGGCGUGUUGGUGCCAGAGCUGCCAGACUUCUCGGAUCCACUGCUGGGUUUUGAACUAAGAGGGACAACAAUAGGCCAGAGACUGGUUACAUGGAAUAACAUGGUCAAAAACACCAGAUACAAAGCAAUGCUGGCAAAUUACCCUUUUAAAUAUGCUAAUGAACAAGCCAAAAGCCAUCGGGAUGAUCGGUGGUCAGAGGACCAUUAUGAAAGAGAAAAAAGAGAAGUAGACUAGAACUUCCACAAAGACAGCUUUUUCUGUGACGUUCCAAGUGAUGAACGAUAUUUUACCUCGACAGGAGGGGAGACACUGUGGCAUUUACCUGCCAUUAAAUUCAUGUGCAGUGUAGAUAACUCCAGGAUCAGGUCUCACCCCCAGUUUGGUGACCUCUGCCAGAGAACCACUGUCGCCUCUUGCUGCCCCAGCUGGAUGCUGGGGAACUACAUUGCCAUUCUGAACAAUAGGUCGUCCUGUCAGAGCAUCGUCGAGCAAGACGUGUCUCAUAUGAAGCUGCUCUGCACCUGUGCCAAGCACUACCAGAAUGGCACUCUGGGGCCAGACUGCUGUGAUGCUGCUGCCCGCAGGAAGGACCAGCUCAAGUGCACCAGUGUGCCACGCAAGUGCACUAAGUACAAUGCCGUGUACCAGAUCCUCCACUACCUGGUGGACAAGGACUUCAGGGCCCCGAAGAUGGCUGACCACCCUGCCUCGGUGCUCAGGUACAGCAUGUUCUUCUCGCCCACGGAGAAGGGGAAGAACAUGAUGAACGUUUACCUGGACAACUUUGAAAACUGGAACUCCUCAGACGGCGUGACAACCGUCACUGGGAUCGAGUUCGGCAUCAAACACAGCUUGUUUCAGGACUACCUUCUGAUCAAUACUGUGUAUCUGGCCAUUGCCAUGGGGCUUGUCCUGCUGGUCAUGUGUGUCUACACCAAGUCCAUGUUUAUCAUGCUGAUGACCAUGUUUGCCAUCAUCAGCUCCUUGAUAGUCUCCUAUUUUGUCUACCGUGUCAUGUUCAGCUUUGAGUUUUUCCCUUUCAUGAACCUCACUGCACUUAUCAUUCUGGUCAGCAUCGGGGCCGACGGUGCGUUCGUGCUCUGUGAUGUGUGGGCCUACACCAAGUGCGAUAAGCCCUGUGCUGCGGCUGCAGAGACGGUGAGCGCCACCCGGCAGCACGCUGCCCUCUUCAUGUUUAUCACCAGCUUCACCACCGCCGCGGCCUUGUACGCCAACUACGUCAGCAAGAUCACAGCCAUCAGGUGCUUAGGCGUAUUCGCGGGCACCGCCUUCCUGGUGAACAGCAUCCUCAUGGUCACCUGGCUCCCGGCUGUGGUGGUACUGCAUGAGCGCUACCUGCUCAACAUCUUCUGCUGCUUCCGGAAGCCCCAGCAGCAGUACGACGACAAGAGCUGCUGGGCGGAGGCCUGCCGGAUGUGCCACAGGCUGCUCCUGGCCAUUUCUGAGGCCUCCCGGAUUUUCUUUGAGAAAGCGCUGGCCUACAACCUCAUUAAGUUCCCCUACCUGGGGCUCUUGUGGUUCCUUGCGCUGACGGUAGGUGGCGCCUACAUCAUGUGUGUGAACCCCAAGAUGAAGCUGCCCUCCCUGGAGCUGUCUGAGUUCCAGGCUUUGCGAGCCUCACAUCCCUUUGAGCACUAAGAUGCCUAGUACAGGAAGCUGUUCAUGUUCGAGCUGCGCCACGGUGAGGAGCUCCACAUGCCCAUCACCGUGGUCUGGGGCGUGUCCCCUGAGGACAAUGGCAACCCGCUGAGCCCCAAGAGCAAGGGCAGACUGACGCUGGACAGCAGCUUCAACAUCGCUAGCCCUGUGUCCCAGGCCUGGGUCCUGCACUUCUGCCAGAAGCUGAGGAACCAGAUCUUCUUCCACCAGACGGAUGAGCAGGACUUCACCAGCUGCUUCAUCAAGACCUUCAAGCAGUGGAUGGAGAACCAGGACUGCGACGAGCCGGCCCUGUACCCGUGCUGCAGUCACUGGAGCUUCCCCUACAAGCAGGAGGUCUUCAAGCUGUGCAUCAAGAGGGCCAUCAUGGAGCUGAAGAGGAGCACUGGCUACCACCUGGACCACAGGACGCCAGGGCCGUGCUUCGACGUCAACGACACCACCCGGGCUGUGGUGCUAGAGUUCCCGAGCACUCACCUCUUCAUGCUGGCCUAUGAGAAAAUGCACCAGUUCUACAGCGAGGUGGACUCGUGGAUCUCCCGGGAGCUGCGCUCUGCACCUGAGGGCCUCGGCAAUGGCUGGUUGGUGAGCAACCUCGAGUUCUACGACCUCUAGGACAGCCUCUCAGACAGCACACUUAUAGCCAUGGGGCUGUCAGUGGCAGUAGCCUUCAGCGUGAUGCUGCUGACCACGCGGAAUGCUGUCAUCAGUCUGUACACCAUCAACUCCAUUGCAGGCACCAUCUUUGUCACCGUGGGCUCCCUGGCCCUGCUGGGCUGGGAACUAAAUGUCCUGGAGUCUAUCACCAUCUCUGUGGCCGUGGGGCUCUCUGUAGACUUCGCCAUCCACUAUGGAGCUGCGUACCGCCUGGCUCCAGACCCUGACCAAGAGGGCAAGGUGAUCUUUUCUCUGAGUCACAUGGGCUUGGCCAUCGCCUUGGCCGCCCUGACCACCUUUGUGGCUGGGGCCAUGAUGAUGCCAUCCACUGUGCUGACCUACAUGCAGUUGGGCACCUUCAUGAUGCUUGUCGUGUGCAUCAGCUGGGUCUUCGCCACCUUCUUCUUCCAGUGUAUGUGCCGGUGCCUCGGGGCACAGGGCUCCUGUGGGCAGAUCCCUCUGCCUCAGAAGCCCGGGCCUGGUGACCAGGGCCCAAGCAAAGCCUGCCCCACACAUGCAUACCUUCUAGAUCCCCAGGUCCAGAAAUCGGAAGAGGAACGUGAGUUCUAUGAGAUGGAACCGCUGGCAUCCCGCAGCUGUGCGGCCUCAGACAAGACCAGGCAAGAGGAGACCUACCUCUGUGCUGAGCUGCUGGGCAGCCCGGCGGGGGGUGGGGGGUUGGGGGUGUCCCGGCACCCAGUCUGCUCUGGGGAGCAUGGCCUGUGCUCCAGGGCUGACUCCAGGGCCGCCCUGCUCCCACCCUGCCCUGAGCCACACCCCACAUGCCCCUUCUUCUUCCUCAACCAGCAGUGUCGCUGUCUGAACACCUACAAACUCCUCACUUGCAGCUCACACUCCUGCCACUGCUCCUGUAGCCACUGUGCCCCUGCCCCAGGUGGCUUCGCUCAGAUCCAGAAUGGGGUGGUGCCUCCGCAGGCCACACACCCGGCCCCUGAGGGCUUCGUGCACCACCGUCCACACCCGCACCCCCACCCCUGUCCCUGUCUGCAGGGCUGUAGGAAGCCACCGGGAACACAGAACUCCUUGCCUAGGAACUGCAGCCUCCUCUGGGCUUGCAGGCCCCAGAGCACCCAGGCAAGACCAGCAUAGGUGGCAUACUGGGCUCCAACACCUGGGUGGCCAGGCAGUUGCCACUGGCCUGCAGGGCUACUAGCUCUUCAAGGCCAGCACACUGCGAUGCUGAGAGUAACCAAAUGGGUCUCCACUGAGACAGGGAAGUGGGACUCGGGGAGGGUGGUUCUGGGAGUGGAAGCAGAGUCUCCAAUCUGUAGCAUCAGAGUGACAGUAUGGAGAGAAGAGCAGCGCAGAGCUUGUCGCAUUCUGGCAUGGUUCCAGGCUUGACGCAUGUCAAUCACAGCGAGCCAGAACUUCUGUUUAACCAUCUCCUGGGGGAGACAGGUCACGGCCUGGCCCUGGCUGUCUGCAGAGCUGUGGCAGAGCUGUGAGAGAGAGGCUCAGCUCCAGGGACCACCAGCCACCAUGCCCUGCCGCUGCCAUGCGUGCUGGUGUGACAUAUUCAGAACCAGACG